UCAUGACUUCAGUGUCGAGAGAAAAAAUUUUGUUUCAAGUUCGUUUUAAAAAUUGAAUCUUCAUAAUAUUAUCAUCAUCGUCUUCCUAAAAUUAGGGAAAGGAAGAAUUCAAUUUGAAUUCCAUAAAAUUAACCAUAAAAUGAUCCUUGAUCAUCAUCAGCCAAUCAGAGCGCUGAACGCAUUCGUUACUCAUGAAACUCAGAACUGCGUUCUUAUUGGUCAAUAUCCGUUUACAGUAAAUGUUGUCUUUUUAAUGCGAAUCCGUCCGUUCAUUGGUUCGAAGUUGAACCAAUCAGAGAGCAGUAUUCGUAUUUCAUUUUAUAUAAAUACCAGCGCUUGUAGUACCGUAAUCAUUGUACUCUUCGUUUACGUUACUGUUUGUGUCGUGUUUACUGUUUCGCUUGUCAAAAUGACUGGACGUGGUAAAGGUGGUAAAGGUUUGGGAAAAGGUGGCGCCAAACGUCAUCGUAAAGUUUUGCGUGAUAACAUCCAAGGUAUCACCAAACCCGCUAUCCGAAGAUUGGCCAGACGUGGUGGUGUCAAACGUAUUUCUGGAUUGAUCUACGAAGAAACCCGAGGCGUUCUGAAAGUGUUUUUGGAAAACGUCAUCCGUGAUGCUGUCACCUACACUGAACACGCCAAGAGGAAAACUGUCACCGCUAUGGACGUCGUUUACGCUUUGAAACGUCAAGGCAGAACCUUGUACGGUUUCGGAGGUUAAUUUCGCCACUUCAGCUUCUCUCCACCAACUCAUCAACAUCAAAACGGCCCUUUUCAGG
Messenger RNA from Planococcus citri (citrus mealybug), 779 nucleotides. Its product is annotated as histone H4-like. The transcript has a single exon. Gene Ontology annotation, cellular component: nucleosome. The record is from RefSeq and is a predicted model, not a curated record. Bases 140 to 721 code for a protein of 193 amino acids. Lineage: Eukaryota; Metazoa; Arthropoda; Insecta; Hemiptera; Pseudococcidae. Gene Ontology annotation, biological process: nucleosome assembly. Gene Ontology annotation, molecular function: protein heterodimerization activity; structural constituent of chromatin; DNA binding.